Hypomesus transpacificus is the source of this 3605-nucleotide messenger RNA. Its product is annotated as mucin-12-like. The transcript has 2 exons. The record is from RefSeq and is a predicted model, not a curated record. The coding region runs from base 45 to 3545 and encodes 1166 amino acids. NCBI's taxonomy places the organism in Eukaryota, Metazoa, Chordata, Actinopteri, Osmeriformes, Osmeridae.
ACCCGCAUACAACGGAACAUACAAAGGAACCUGAACAUCCACAGAUGGAUAGCACGCCUGAACCAUCCCCAACUACGGGAGAAAUGAAGGCAGCUACAGAGAUCUUGGAGACAGAACGUACGGAGGAGACACUGACGACAUCUAAGAGCAUGGAUGAGAUUUCCUCGACCACCAUCAGAACAGUAACUGAAAUGACCACGGAAACAGAGAAUGAACCAGAUGUUGGUUUACUGGGGUCAACGUCUUCAGCAGAAAUAUUAACAACCGAACACAUGGAUCAAACAGAAUAUCCACUUACAAAGAGUGUAGAGGAAGCCUCACCAACAACAAAAAACCCAGAGACAGGGGGAUUACAAAUGACACCUACUGUUGAAAAAGGUGAAAGCACACAUAUUACUGAAUAUAUAGAGAAACCUGAAAAUGUACUAACAGGAAGUACACCUGAAGCAUCCACAACUACGGUAAACAUGAGAACCGAACUGCCUGGAGACUUGGGAAGUCCUUCAACAACAAAGAUCAUACCAGAAACAGAAAUGACUGUGGAAACUACGGUGGAGGAUAAACCAACAGAUGCUUUGGCAGAGUCAACACCGACUGCGGAAAGAUUAGAGACUGAUCAUCCAGAUGAAACAACAUUUCCAACAGCACAGAGUACCGAUGAAACUUCACAAACUACAAAGAAUUCCGAUGAGGUGACAGAAGGGCUAGACAUUUCAUCUACAAUUGAACACACGCUUAAUACUGAACCAGACAUGUUACAGACAGAAAGCCCACAAUCGCCAACUACAGAACACGCGAGGACAGAACUUGAAGACUGGGAAAGUCCUUCAACCACAAGCAUUGUUCAACCCUCAACUGCUACUGAGAACCUGGAGACAGAAGGUACUGAGGAAACACAGAUGCCAACUAAGAGUGUAGAUGAUGUUUCAUUAACUACGGCUGGCCCUGAAAUGAAAACUACAGUGGAAAAUACAAUGGCGAAUAAACCAACAGAUGUUUUUGCAGAGCCAACUACUGCUGCAGAAAGAUUAGAGACUGAGCAUUUUGUUGAAACCGUAUUUCCACCAACACAGUGCACCGAUGAAACUUCACAAACUACAAAAAACCCAGAGACAUUGACAGAGGGAAUAGAUAUCACCCAUACAACUGAACACCUGCAUACAACGGAACAUACAAAGGAACCUGAACAUCCACAGAUGGAUAGCACACCUGAUCCAUCCCCAACUACGGGAGAUAUGAAGGCAGCUACAGAGAUCUUGGAGACAGAAUGUACGGAGGAGACACUGACGACAUCUAAGAGCAUGGAUGAGAUUUCCUCAAUCACCAUCAGAACAGUAACUGAAAUGACCAUGGAAACAGAGAAUGAACCAGAUGUUGGUUUACUGGGGUCAACGUCUUCAGCAGAAAUAUUAACAACCGAACACAUGGAUCAAACAGAAUAUCCAUUAACAAAGAGUGUAGAGGAAGCCUCACCAACAACAAAAAACCCAGAGACAGAGGGAUUACAAAUGACACCUACUGUUGAAAAAGGUGAAAGCACACAUAUUACUGAAUAUAUAGAGAAACCUGAAAAUGUACUAACAGGAAGUACACCUGAAGCAUCCACAACUACGGUAAACAUGAGAACCGAACUGCCUGGAGACUUGGGAAGUCCUUCAACAACAAGGAUCAUACCAGAAACAGAAAUGACUGUGGAAACUACGGUGGAGGAUAAACCAACAGAUGCUUUGGCAGAGUCAACACCGACUGCGGAAAGAUUACAGACUGAACAUCCAGAUGAAACAGCAUUUCCAACAGCACACAGUACCGAUGAAACUUCACAAACUACAAAGACUACAGAUGAGGUGACAGAAGGGCUAGACAUUUCAUCUACAAUUGAACACACGCUUAAUCCUGAACCAGACAUAUUACAGACAGAAAGCCCACAAUCGCCAACUACAGAACACGUGAGGACAGAACUUGAAGACUGGGAAAGUCCUUCAACCACAAGCGUUGUUCAACCCUCAACUGCUACUGAGAACCUGGAGACAGAAUGUACUGAGGAAACACAGAUGCCAACUAAGAGUGUAGAUGACGUUUCAUUAACUACAGCUGGGCCUGAAAUGAAAACUACAGCGGAGAAUAAACCAACAGGUGUUUUAGCAGAGCCAACUACAGCUGAAUCAUUAAAGACGGAACAAAUCACACCAACUGAAUGUGUUUCCAAACUCACAGAUGUGUAUACAACAGUUGAAAACCAAGAACUGGACACUCCAAAAGAAACUUCAAGUAUGACAACAGAGACUGCAUUAAUACCUAUGUCCACUCCAGACAUCCAAGAGACAGGAAGUCAACAUCAAACUGAAAGUCCACAUUCGCCGAGUGUAGGUGCACAUCAACCAGAAUCUGUGUUCACAAAAGAAAUCAAGAUUCAUACUACUGAAACUGUACCAACAGCUCUUACAGAGAGUUCAAAAACGGAAAAGGUGUACACUGGCAUUAGAGCUAAAUACUCUCCAACCACUGAGAGCCCAGAAACCAUGACAACAGAAGAAGCCAAAAAGAUAGUGACAAAACAUCCAGAAGCGACCGAAAAUCCACUAAUAGCCACGGACGGUGAACAUGGCUUGGUUUUGCCCGGCUGCACAGGCUUGAUCCAUCGCACCGAGGCCGGGAUGAGACGCUGUGCGCAGAGAUGGAGUUUCGAAGUUGGAAAGAGACUGAAACAGACCCAGUUCCCUGCGGAGGCGAUGUCUCCGAUCCUGGACAGAGCAGUACCAGGAGAGGGUCAAUCUCACAGCUCAGGGCCCACAGGGAUGUCUAGUCCAGGCACAGGGGCUCUAACCGUGUCCGAGGGCGAUACAGGCCAUAAAGCUCUGCCUGCAGAAAGGAACGCGCAGAGGACAGACCAUAAAUCAAAUCCUGUCGGUGACAACGACAAUGACCAUUUCUAUUACUUUAAUGGGAAGCUGAAAAAAGUUCACAAUUAUUUUGAUCCUAAAGAGAGCGGUGCGUUGAAUUCCUACAAAAGCCCUCUCUCCCAUAAGAAAAGGAACCUGUCAGAAGGAAAGAAAGAUCAUUUGGACAGUAAACAUCAGUUGAAAGGUCACUCCCAGAAGAACAAGACAGCCUUGUAUUCUUCUGAAAUGAUGAGCAGAGACAAGCGGGAUGUUACCACAUUUAGAAAUCAAGCCAGCGACGAGGCCAGUAACAAUCAUCCUCCUGCCCCCUCAGCAAGUGUCAUAAAGACACAUGCUGAAGGUAACACAGUAUCUAGAAAAAUCCAAAUGAAAAUUACAAAUGCUAAUUUAGCUGCUGGCAGAGAGAAAAAUGUAGAAGAACAACAACAGGACAGAGACAGAGGUAGAAGUCGGUCCAGAAUCUGCCAGGGACUCAUUCAUCAUGGUGGGUCUGUAUUAUACUGCAUAUUGAAGACACUACAGUCUAAGGCUCCUAUUUAUGAUGUUAGUGAUUCCGCCAGUCAAAAGGUCACUGGAUUUAAUCAAAUCUGGACGACAGGGGCAGAUGUACACGAUUUAAUACCAUUUCCCUCUGAAAAAGAAUAGACAGAUAUCUCAGCAUGCUAUUGCGUCACAUCUCCCUCCUCUCUCUCUCUCUCUCUCUCU